AUGCGUCUCCUCAACGCAAAGACUUGCCGACUCGAGGAAUUCUUUGGGGACUACACACCUCCAUAUGCCAUUCUAUCCCACACUUGGGGGAAGGAAGAGGAUGUUGAAGCGAUCUCGCCCCCGACUCACAAGCUGGGCUACGAAAAGAUCACCUGGUCCUGCCGCAAGGCCCAGACCUUCGCUCUGAGAUAUGUCUGGGUUGACACCUGCUGCAUCUAA
Messenger RNA from Lasiosphaeria miniovina, 219 nucleotides. RefSeq lists its product as uncharacterized. The coding region runs from base 1 to 219 and encodes 72 amino acids. Lineage: Eukaryota; Fungi; Ascomycota; Sordariomycetes; Sordariales; Lasiosphaeriaceae. The record is from RefSeq and is a predicted model, not a curated record. The transcript has 2 exons.